UGCAUGCAUGCAUCCAAUCCUGGGCUGCAGCAUAUUCCUGGGCUGGGCCAGCACGAGGCAGAGCCCACCAACCAAAGUCCAAAGGCAAGGCAAGCCGUCUUCUUCCUCCUCCCACGCUCUUUUCCGCGCACGCACCCAUGUCCACCCCGCCGUCGGCCAGCCUGCGCGGCUUCCUGGACGCGCACUUCGCCUCCCCCGACGACCUCGCCGCCGCGCCGGCGCUCGCCGAGCUUCUGCGCCGCGAGUGCGCCGAGCUCGACGCCUCCCUCCGCCGCCUCGAGGCGCAGCUCCGUAUCGCGGCAGCGUCCUGGCUCGCGCGAUCCACCGGGGCCCGCUCCGACCUCCGCCACAUCCGCCCAACAGGCGGAGCCGUCGACGCGGAGGACGAGGGGGCGGAGACGGUGCGGAAGCUCGGUCUGCCCGCGCUCGUGCGGGAGAUCCAGCGGAUCGACACUAUUCGACUCUACGCGGUUGGAAGCUUUGGUUGGCAACCUGGAAGAUGUGGUAUUUUCCAUCGUUAGACAGGCCUCAAAGUUGAACCUGCCAUCCAUACUUCGAAAAUCAAACGAAGCCGAAUUGAAGCAUGCAAAGUUGCUCAACGCUGUCAAUGCUGUGAGGGACAUUGAGCGAGAAUUGGUAAGGGUCAGCACGAGUAGGCCAAAGUGGACCAGCCUUGUCAUGGCAGUUGAUUCUAGAGUGGAGAAAACUCUAGCCAUUUUGAGGCCUCAAGCACUGACAGAUUAUCGGGCUCUACUUGCAGCGCUGGGUUGGCCACCUUCUUUGUCCUCACAAGACACAGAGAAUGAUAAGUACUCCCAAAUCCCAAAUCCUCUAGUCCUGAUGAAUGAGGAAAAUAAAGAGAAAUAUUCACAAAGCUUCCUAGCACUAUGUGCCCUGCAACAUGUACAAGCAAACCGUGAAGUGCGCCCAUGCCAAAUAGCAGCAGCAACUCCUGCCCUGGCAGAUUCAAAGUACUUUGAUAAAACUGCUUGCUUGGAGAAUGGACUUUGGGCAAUUGAUGAAUUAGUUCACCCUGUUGCUUCAAGGAUGGAGUAUCAUUUUGCAAAAUGGUCUGAGCAGCCAGAGUUCAUUUUUACCCUUGUUUACAAGAUAACAAAGGAUUUCAUGGAUGGGGUAGAUGAUAUACUGCAGCCUCUGAUUGAUCAUGCAAGGUUAGCAGGCUUAAGUGCCAAAGAAUCUUGGGUGACAGGAAUGGUGAAAAUGCUUGUAGGAUACCUGGAGAGGCAAAUUUUCCCAGCACUUGUCACCUCUAAUCAGGACCAGACUACCGAUGCCAAACCUGAAGUAGAGUCCUCUUGGAUGCACUUAAAUGACCUAAUGAUUUCUUUUGAUAAAAGAAUGCAGCUUCUGGCAGAUUCAGGAAUUCAGAAAAUUGCAUCUCUUUCUGAAGGCCUGUCUAGGUCACUGUCUGUCUUUUCAAUAUACAUCGAACACCCUGAUUGGCUUCAGAUAUGGGCUGGUGUUGAGCUUAGUUCAGCACAGGAUAAGCUGAAAUCUGAAAUGGAGGAUGAGACAAGUUGGUCAUGUAGUGAUAGUCAGCACGACCAGCUUGGUCACAUGGAAAACUCAAUCAAGUUUCUUCUCUCUACAAGAGAAGACUACAAAGCUCCACCAGUUUCUGAAUUUGUUGUCAAAACUGCUUUGUCAAUGAUUGAAAGAGGCCGUGCUCUGCCAAAUAGGGGAAUGCAGAUCCAUUAUAACAGAUCCUCUGCAGUCAAGUUCCUGAAUGAUUUUUUUCUUGUCUUGUGUGAUCGUUGUGAGGCAAUGCAAUUGUCAAAUACGGCUUUAGAAGAUCAGUCUUUAUCAAAAGCUUCAUGUGCAAUUAAUGCUGCACGUUACUGUGAAAAUGUGCUUCGGGAAUGGGAUGAAGAUACCGCCUUCUUGGAUAUGGGUCCUCAAGGGUCCCUGUUUACAGAUGAAAUCAGCUUUUUGGUUAAAUUAGGGGCCAAUUAUCUGGAACAGAUACUGUCUGCCAUUCUGCUUGAAUUUGAAGAUCUGUCAUGGGAAUAUGUCCAGAACAUUGGAUCAUGGAGAGGGCAAACUGCUGUAGAAGAUCAGAUCCUGGAUGAGGAAAACGCAGGAGUAUCUCUUGGUUUUAUUGCCAGUCUAGAUGUUCUGACAGACAGGAUCACCAAGCUGAAGCAAUAUCUUAAUUCCAAGGAUUUCCUUGAUCUUUGGAGGAGUAUAGCAGAAGGGCUUGAUUACUUCAUCUACAGCAGCAUACGGUGGGGUGAAGUAAAUUUCUCUGACACAGGAGUAAUUCAGUUAAGAGUUGACACAAAAGCCCUGCUCCACAUCUUUAGGCCCUUCUGUUCAAGACCUGAAGCUUUUUUCCCUUUCCUAAGUGAAUCCCUGAGGUUGUUAACCAUGAAGAAGUCAGAUGCACAUUACCUGCUGGAAAUGCUAACAGAUGACACGAGGAGCAACAGUUGCUUAAAGCAUCAAGGAUUGCACAAUGUAAAUGCUGGACAGGCUGUGAAGAUCUUAAGAAGCCGGAAGUUUGGUGGAUAAUCUUGUUAGUACAAAGUGUAGCUGAAAAUGAUCAGAAAGCUAACUUUGCCGUGCUGAUGCCAGACUGCUGAUAUAUUGGCAUGAGUUUAGUGACACUGCAGCUGAUUUCAUGAUUUGAGCAAGCCUGAUGUGAAAAGUUUGUACUUGGAGAUUAUGGAUUCCAGGCUGCUGGAAAGACAGCUGUACACUGAACAAGGAUAUUGGGGAGAUGUGUCACUAUGCUAUUGGCACGUGUGGCACGCAACCAUGCUUUCCAAGAAUGACAGGAAUUUUACCAGUGCUGCCUGCUUCAUUGAAUUCUUCAGGCGACAAUACAGGAGACUGCCGUUCACAGAGCUUUGUCGUCCUUGUGGUCAACUGCCAUGUAAUCAGUUGAAAAUCUAAUUGUUUGAAGUCGCCCUUGUGCAGAAUAGCUGUGUGUUUCUGCUGCCUUGUGUAUCAACGCACAUGGUCUUAUUACAGAGGUGGAUCUCUUCAAAAAGAAAUUUUGUUUUGCCACAUCUGAUAACUUUGUAUAAUUUUGAAUUGGUCCCAGAUCUGUUAGAAGGCUAAGUCAAAGUUUAA
Messenger RNA from Panicum virgatum (switchgrass), 3096 nucleotides. Its product is annotated as RINT1-like protein MAG2L. Bases 4 to 2532 code for a protein of 842 amino acids. Gene Ontology annotation, biological process: endoplasmic reticulum to Golgi vesicle-mediated transport; regulation of ER to Golgi vesicle-mediated transport; retrograde vesicle-mediated transport, Golgi to endoplasmic reticulum. Gene Ontology annotation, cellular component: Dsl1/NZR complex. NCBI's taxonomy places the organism in Eukaryota, Viridiplantae, Streptophyta, Magnoliopsida, Poales, Poaceae. The transcript is spliced from 4 exons. The record is from RefSeq and is a predicted model, not a curated record.